Parnassius apollo (apollo) is the source of this 321-nucleotide messenger RNA. The record is from the annotation of a GenBank genome assembly. Lineage: Eukaryota; Metazoa; Arthropoda; Insecta; Lepidoptera; Papilionidae.
AUGACAUCAUUAACUCGCUGUCACGAGCGUUUAGAUGAACUCGGUAACACCAUGGCCUCAACGAACACUCACCUAGCUUCUGUUGAACAAAAACAGGCUGAGAUCCAUCCCCUAAACGAUGCAGUGAGUCAUUUUCAAAAAAAUCUUAAUAUGAUGGCUCAGAAACAAUUAUCAAACGAAUUGGAAAUAAUUGGCAUCCCAGAAAACAAAAAUGAAAAUCUAACUUACACUGUCUUGGUAGCAUCCCGCAAGAUUAGAAUAGAUUUGGCUGAUCUAGAUAUUGAUUGGGUGGCGCAUGUUGGACCGCAACGUGCAUUUUAG